Kazachstania africana CBS 2517 is the source of this 1218-nucleotide messenger RNA. RefSeq names its product glycosylphosphatidylinositol-alpha 1,4 mannosyltransferase I (gene GPI14). Bases 1 to 1218 code for a protein of 405 amino acids. Gene Ontology annotation, cellular component: glycosylphosphatidylinositol-mannosyltransferase I complex; membrane. Lineage: Eukaryota; Fungi; Ascomycota; Saccharomycetes; Saccharomycetales; Saccharomycetaceae. The record is from RefSeq and is a predicted model, not a curated record. Gene Ontology annotation, molecular function: alpha-1,4-mannosyltransferase activity; GPI mannosyltransferase activity. The transcript has a single exon. Gene Ontology annotation, biological process: GPI anchor biosynthetic process.
AUGUUACGGAGUAGUCAGAAGAAGAACGUCAUAUGGCUGAUUUUAGUUUCAGUGGCAGUGAGAAUUGUGGUUUUCAUGUUUGGACUCUAUCAAGAUGCUCAUUUCAAAGUCAAAUUUACUGAUAUCGAUUACAAUGUGGUUAAUGAUGCUGCUAAUUACGUCUAUCAGGGCCAAUCUCCAUAUUUGAGGGACACUUACAGGUACACUCCAUUAUUGAGCUGGAUUGUGUCUUUGAAUCAGACCGUCGGUUGGUUCCAUUUCAGUAAAUUGAUUUUCAUUCUUUGUGAUAUUUUGACUGGAUUGAUUCUACUAAAAUUGGUCAAUUAUAAUUUGACCCUGGGUUCCUGUUGGCUAUUGAACCCAAUGGUCAUUACAAUUAGUACAAGAGGUAAUGCAGAAAGUUUACUGUGUUUUAUCAUCGUAUUAUUUUUACUCCUGUUCGAGAGAGGCUAUGACGUCUUAGGUGCCAUUAUAUUUGGGCUCAGUAUACAUCUUAAGAUAUAUCCAAUAAUUUUUGCACUACCAAUCACGGUGUAUUUGUACAGAACAAGAAAGAGGGCAACAGUGAAGAUCUUUCUCGUUGGUUUGAUGACAUUAUUGACCAUAGUUGCAUUGACCUUGGUUAUGUAUAACAAGUAUGGUUACCAAUUUCUUGAUCAAACGUACCUGUACCAUCUGUACAGAUCUGAUCAUAGGCAUAAUUUUUCAAUCUGGAAUCUACUAUUAUAUUAUGACUCUGCUGGUACGACAGAUUCCAUGAUUGCCAAAUUUGCAUUCUUACCACAAUUGAUCGUGGUUACUUUGAUCGGUGCAUAUUCACUGUGGUUACCAAAUAAUACUGUCACCACAUCACAAACGAAUUUUGAAAUGUUAAUCAACGUUAUCUUUUUACAAAUCUUUGCAUUUGUCACUUUCAAUAAAGUGAUCACGUCACAAUACUUCAUCUGGUUUUUAAACUUCAUACCGAUCAUUGUCCAAAACACAACCAUUUCCCCAUUACGAUGGGCGAUAAUCAUUGCCACGUGGUUCGUCACACAGGCACUCUGGUUAUCAAACGGAUACAAACUCGAAUUUCUAGGACAAAACGUGUUUUAUCCUGGAUUAUUUCUAGGUAACGUAUGUUUCUUCAUGGGGAACGUUUGGAUUCUGGGCCAAUUUAUCAACGACGUAAAAAACAAAUUUACAAUCACACUUGAAAACAGCAAGAAGAUCCAGUAG